AUGGCAGUCAUAUCGACACCCAUUACAGAACUCUUUGGCAUCAAGCACCCGGUAUUUCUAGCUGGAAUGAAUGUAGCCGCUGGGCCAGAGUUAGCUGCUGCUAUUUCUAAUGCGGGGGGCUUAGGAGUGAUUGGGGGACAUGGAUACACAUCCACUAUGUUGCGGCAACAGAUCAAGGCCAUUAAGAAAGACCUGAACGAACCCGGCCUUCCCUUCGGUGUUGACCUUCUACUCCCCCAAGUCGCGCGAAAAACCAAUUACGACUAUACCAAAGGUCAACUCGACAAACUUAUGAAGCGGUGGGCCAUCGCAGGGCACGGCAGAUCCGUGUCCUGAAGAUGGGGUGGGCUGCCCUGCGUGGGGGGCACAAUUGGCGAUUUGAAUCAUGUU
Molecule: messenger RNA, 390 nt
Organism: Desarmillaria tabescens
Lineage: Eukaryota; Fungi; Basidiomycota; Agaricomycetes; Agaricales; Physalacriaceae
Product: 2-nitropropane dioxygenase
Exons: 3
Coding region: 1-336 (111 amino acids)
Molecular function (GO): nitronate monooxygenase activity
Source: RefSeq, a predicted model, not a curated record